Messenger RNA from Tetrapisispora phaffii CBS 4417, 3324 nucleotides. RefSeq lists its product as uncharacterized. The transcript has a single exon. Gene Ontology annotation, cellular component: early endosome; late endosome; tubular endosome. The record is from RefSeq and is a predicted model, not a curated record. Gene Ontology annotation, molecular function: guanyl-nucleotide exchange factor activity; SNARE binding. Gene Ontology annotation, biological process: early endosome to late endosome transport. NCBI's taxonomy places the organism in Eukaryota, Fungi, Ascomycota, Saccharomycetes, Saccharomycetales, Saccharomycetaceae. Bases 1 to 3324 code for a protein of 1107 amino acids.
AUGGCUUAUUUUAUGCCAGUAUUAAAGAAUCCAUUGAUCAAUGCUGUGUUUAACUGUCCUGAUCCCCAUGCAUCGCCAUUUAAAAAGCUUUACAAUGAAUUAAGGGACAAAGACUUUUUGCUAUUGGUACCGAAUGACUUCAUUCUUUUAUAUUAUAAGGAUUCGACUUCUAAUAUCUCGUUUAGGGAACUAUGCUAUACAUAUGAUUUCGUUGCAGCCCAUAUUCUUAUUCUUGAUAAGAAUAGUUCAACUGAUAAGAUAUCUAGCAGCAAUCAAAAGAAUGGGGAUGUUUAUUUAAAAUCACUGAAUGGAAAAGAAGUUCUCCUAAGGCAAUCAUUAUGCAUACCGAUUAAAGGAUAUUUCUCCAAAAGAAAGAGCCAGAUGAGAGAUGCCACACUGUUGACAAAUUUUAAUGAUUACUUGCAUGGUUCUGGUCAUUUUGGAAUUAUGCACAUUGAUUAUCCAUUAGGAGUUAGUGAUUGGACAUUAAUAGAUGAAUUGAAAGGUUUUGAAGAGUCAAGGGAAUUGCCUUUCCAUAGUCAAGAUAAAGAUAAACCCGGUUUGCUACAAAGAACAGAAGAGAAUAAAGCUGAUAGAGUAAAAUUUAUCCAACUAUUUCAAGAACGUAAAGAUUGGACCAUAGAGUUAGAAAAAUACCUUAAAAAAUAUCAAGCUAUGGAACCUUUACAAAAUAUUGGGUCUGAAUUAUUCCACGAUAUUGUCAAUAUGAUAUAUAAUACAUUAAAAGAAGAGCAAAGAUUUCAAAGAUUCACUAAUCUAUAUGAUAUAGCAUAUGAAUAUAUCGAAUCUUUGUUAUAUCAAGAUAUUUGGAAUAAAUUACAAGAACAUUAUAGAGAUAAAAUACUGGAUUUUAGACUUGUUUCUCAACUUUCAUUAGAUAUGCUGGAUACAACAUUCUAUAACCGUACAUUCAAGAAUUUCCAAUUGAUUGACAUAGUUAAUAUGGAAGCUUGCAUGGUUCAAGCAGUGUCUGUGUUUAAAGGAAUCAAGUCAGCAAACAGUUAUUCAAAAAAAGUAGACGUUAUCUUCAAAACUCUUAACAUAAUUACGGGAAAGAAUUCAGAUGAUACUAUUAGAGAUAAUACACUGCCAAAACUACCUCUAAUUGAUGCAGAUACAUUAGUUAGCUUAUUUGCGCUCCUAUUAUGUAGAGCUGGGGUAGAAGAUGUUUUCCUACAUGUUCAAUAUUUACAAUCAUUUUAUAAGGAUGAAAAUACAGUUAAGUUCGGUGCCUUAGGAUACACAUUAUCGACAAUUGAGGCAACUUUAUCUUACUUCUAUGAGCUUUCGAAUAGUGAUGAAUCUAGAAUCCAGCUUCAAAAAUUAUCUUUACUAGAAGAUUUUUUGAUAAAAAUAAGGAGCCAGCAUGACGAUUUGAUACCUAUCAAUCAGUUUAAAGACUACUUUAGAUAUAGAACACAGUAUGGAGAAUCCAUUUUGUCAUUGCUUAUUGCCAAUAAGAAAAAUGAAGCUUUGUGUGAAGCUUUAUUGAAUUUUGAAGAUAUUUUCCCGCUGGAUGAUUUAUUAUAUGACACCGACGUAAGUGGUUCAACAUUAUUGAUAAAAUGCUUGAAAGAAAGGAAUUUGGAAGCUGCAGAGAUUUUAAUUGAAAUAUUUCAAAAUUCGUGCACAAAUUCAGAACUUCUAAAUUAUUAUAACAAAACUGACAAAACCAAAAGGACACUGGCUCAUUAUAUUACAGAUGAAAUUGAAAUUUUGGAAAAAAUUGGGAAGUACAUUAAUUGGACUCUUAAAGAUUUAAAAGGGCGGACUGCAUUAUUCACCAUAUUUAGAAGUUAUGAUCAAACGACGUAUUCAAGUACUAUAAAAAUUGCAUUAGAUCAGGCUCUAUUGUGGUAUAAAAACAAUGAUAUUAUUUUUAAAGUCUCAGAUCAUACUGACUUAUUUGGCGAUUCAUUAUUACAUAUUUUAAAAUCUCAAGUUUCAUUAUUACUGAAAUUUGAAGAUCUAGAUAUUAACAUUCCAAAUCUGAAAGGAAUGACACCUCUGAUGACAUACGUUAAAUAUAAUAGAAUUGAUAACAUAAAAACAAUUCUUGAGGAUGGCAGGUUGAUAAUAAAGAAGCUACAAAAGGAUAAAUAUUUAAAUUGUUUGGAUUAUGGUAAGAAUUUUACAGUUUUUAAUCUACUGGCUGCAAAACUUAGUAAAGAUGUGAUAUUUGAGAACGCAUAUAUUUCAUAUGCUCGUUACGAGAAAUCUCAUUGGUACCUUUGUAUUUCGGUUCAAAAAGAUGAUCUUGAAUAUACGACAAACAUCAUCAAAUUAAAAAAAUAUUAUAACCUUAUAAAUGCUAUGCAAAAAAUAUACAAAUCUGACUUCAUUCCAUACUCAGAUAUGUUAGAUUGUUUAAAGAAAAUCAUUGAAGGGCAUAAUAUAUUACCAAUAAGAAGGUUAAAGAUUAAAAAUUAUCUGAAUUUCUUAUCUCAUGGCUUAAGUGCGCUAUUAUAUUUUGAGAAAAUAGAUCCACUUACGUUACUAGACGAAAAUCUGAUCAUAAAAUGGAUUUCCUCGAAACUUCAGCAACAAGAGAAGUCUAUUGAUGAUCAUAGUAGUUUCAAGCCCUUAUCGGCUGAGGAUAUAAAUAAUAUCAAAGCAUUUUGUGACUUUAGUUUUCAAGAAAUAGGUAAAACGAAUAAUGUAAUUCAGAGUUUUUUGAAGUUGAGUAUUUUUGGGGAAAUUAAGAAUACUGAUCUUAAUACUUCCUAUGAUAUUCUAGAAAGGUUGGGCUCAUAUUUUUCUAAUAAUGAAAUCUCGAGAACUUUGGGCGAUCUGCAAAGUAUAUCUCCACAUGUACAUUCAUCAAUGGUUUAUUAUGAGUUAUCACAGGACAUAUUAUUUAUGAAAAAAUGUACCCUAAUAUUAACCUCAAAAUUAGCAUCGUUCAUAAAAGACAAACUGUCAAUUUGGUUGAAAAAGAAUACAAAACUAUUAGAACAUCGAAAGGAAUACUCUAUUAAAUUUUUGCAGAGUAAUGAAGAAACUGGAAAUCUUUCUGAAAAUACGAGUGUGUUUAGAUAUGCCUGGAAUGUUACGUACAGGAAGGAGGAAGAAAGACGAUUAAAAUUCGCUAUGCUUGAGUUGGAGAGAGAUCUUAAAAAGCUUGGCACAGAAAUAAGAGUGAAGCAUGAAGAAUUAGCAGAAGAAUUUAGUGACUAUGUUAGGAUGAAAUCCAAGUUUAACAGUAACCUUCUGGUUAGGAAGUUUGUUUCUCUAAAUCUAGCUCAUCUAAAAGAACAGAGCAACCUCGUACAACGGAUUGCAAUGAAGCUUAAUACUAAAUAG